Melitaea cinxia (Glanville fritillary) is the source of this 757-nucleotide messenger RNA. RefSeq names its product cuticle protein 1-like. The coding region runs from base 68 to 676 and encodes 202 amino acids. The record is from RefSeq and is a predicted model, not a curated record. The transcript has 2 exons. NCBI's taxonomy places the organism in Eukaryota, Metazoa, Arthropoda, Insecta, Lepidoptera, Nymphalidae.
UAUAAAAGCUGUGUGGACAGUUGCAAAAUCAAUCAGUAGCUUUCGAGCAGUCUAAUUGAAGUGCACGAUGAGAUUUCUGAUUGUAGCCACCGCCGUCCUCGCCUGCGCCGCAGCCGCACCCUCCGGUGCCCUGCUGGCCGGAGCUUAUGGAGCUCCAUGGGCCCACGGCCACGGCCUGGCCUAUGCUGCACCAUUAGCCGUCAACCACGGUGACAUCCAGGGCGCCGCUAUCGACGCUCACGUUAACGCUGUGGACCACACCCGUGCCGUCAUCGACCAGGUCGCUGAGAACCAGGGAAAAGCCAUCAAUGCUGCAGAGGACCACGCAUGGCAAGCCGUAAACGCCGCCCAGACCGCUGCUGCAGCCAUUGAUGGAGCUGCCGCUGGCGUGUCUCCCGUCGCCGCCCGCCAGCUCGCUGGUCACGUUGCCCCAGUUGCUGCAUAUGCCGCCCACGCUGUGGCUGCCCCAGCUCUUGCAGCGCACUCCAUCGCUGCCCCUGCCCUCGCCCAUGGCUACGCUGCCCCAAUCCUAGCGCACGGCAUCGCUGGUAGUCAUUCCGUGUCCACACAAUCUCUCUCCCAGACUCAUCCAGGCCCCAUCGUCCACGCUCCCCUCGCAUACGCCGCCCAUGGCCUCGCCCACGGCUUCGCCCACGGCCUCGGCCACGCGUGGUAAGCCCAUAUAGACAAUAUUUACAAUAGAUUUUUAAAUUAUUCCGGCUAAUGAGGACGAGCGAAUAAAGGUAUAUACAUCGUU